AUGGCAGUUUUCCAUAUAGAGAUUAUAAAACAAUAGAGUGGGUAUUGUGGCAAUAAUCGAGGGACAAUUCCUGAUGGCCGCAAUUUACAGUUGUAUACGUGCGAAUAUGCAGACAUCGCUAAAGAUUUUUUUUAAUUCAUUAUAGGCAUCAGAUGAAGCACCUCCAGCCAUAGAGUUCACUGACGAGGGCAAAAUAAACGACGAGACUGUUGCAACGCUCGUUGAAGAUCUGGAGAAGCUAGCCAUUAACCCUGAAUGUUCACUAUACCAGCCUACCUCGUCCCAGGAAGAUACUUCAGAUGACACCAGCAGUCAGGCAACGUGUGGAAGUGGUUCUCAUCCACCAGAUAAACCAGCUGAUGACGGUAAAAAAACAGCAUUGGAGCGAUUCAUGGAUCUGAGUGGUAUUGGGCCUCUGGGAUCCAUUAUGGAGCGUGCUUGGAAAUGUGCCACUACAAAAACACAAGAUCACUACACUUGCAAAGCAAGCGAAAUAAUCGCAAGCGUCAUUAAGACGGUAGCUCCAGAUUCCGCUCCGCAAUUGUGGGAAGCAGUAAGGACAAAGGGCAAAGUAAGCCAGUUCCUUCAAAUGCCAAGACCUGACAAUGGCCUGGUGCAAGCAAUAGUAGAAUCGUAUAAGCUAGCGGAAAAGGCAGAGACAAGGUGACAACUUCUCAGCAUUUGUGCCAGUAAAGUAACGUAUUCAGAGCUUACUGCACACAUUCCUAACCUAACAAGAUACGAGUUCACUGCGGCAAGACGGUACGCACUUGAAGUUGGCGCAGGACUCCCUGUUUUAGCACCUUCCGUGAAACAAACAAGAGAAAGGGUGGAUCCUACAAAGCUAGAACACUUCCUUGACUUCAUAACGUCCUCCAAUAUAGUACAAGACCUUCCCUUUGGUAGGAGAACUCUUACGUUAAGCAGUGGUGAGAAGAUCGAUAUCCCUAAUGUCAUACGAACGAUGCUGCCUUCCCAUCUCAUCAGACAAUACAACCAGUACUGCAGCGAAGAAGACUUCAUUCCACUUUCUACCCGCACCCUCUUUCGUAUCUUGUCUGAGGCUUGCGUGGCCUCAGUGAGAAAGAGUUUACAGGGCUUAGAUAGCUAUGCAGCAGAGGGCGGGCGUGGUUUUGAUGACCUGACUUCCCUCCUGGAUACAUUGAUGCAGUAUGGUGCUAACGAUCCUGAAAUACACAAGCUAAAGGACAGCCUUAAACAUCUCAAACAGUACAUCAAAAGUGAUUACAAGGUAUGUUUCCGAGUAUUUCAUACCGCCUCUUGAUAGAACGUAACCACAUGCCUCUUUUCUCCGCAGAUCCAUUGUUCCAUGGUUAGUUAUGUACCGGACCACUGCAGAGUGUUUGCACUUAGCGAUCCGAAGAAGAAAUGCUUCCAUCGACGCUGUGACCACCACCACAAUCAACAGUGUGAGAGUUGUGAAAUAUUGAAAACGGUAAGUUAAUAAAAUACUAUUGGAAAUCAAUAGAAUAUAAUUCGGUUAAUUACAUAUUGUGUCUAUACAAUGUGCAAUGGUAUAGCAUGCUGAUGCUGCUAAGGAGAAAAUUGUCCUUGAAUAUGACACAUCACCGAAGCUCUCAGAUGUUACAGAAAAUGUAACUUUAUUGAAAAAAAUUUCUCGUUUUACUUAGUCUUUAGAUUUAGUUAAAUCCUUCAUCCAGUCUACUAACCUACCCGAAGACGUGCAGGAUGAUGCUCUAUUUACAGCGAGAACCGCGUGUGAUGCUGUCCUGUCCUGGAAAUCCCACCAGCUCCGCAUGGUCCACCAGGACGUAGCCAGGUCGGAUGCUAUCGACAGUCUUGGUGAAGAUUCCACGCUAAUCACGCAAGACUUUGCCAUGAAGUUCUUACCAGCCCAGUACAGAGAGACACAGGCCGAAUUCUUCGGGAAAAGAGGGAUUUCGUGGCACCUUACAGUUUGCCAAAGCAACAAAGGCGGAAAGAUUGUCGCGCAAACGUUCGUUCACAUAAUUGAAUCUGGUGUGCAGGAUAGUAAUACAGUAGUGAGCGUGAUGGAACAUGUCCUGCAAACCCUGAAGUGUGAAAAUCCAACCUUGAAUAGAGUGGUAUACCGCCAAGACAACGCAGGGUGUUAUCACUCCGCAACAACAAUACUGGCCUGCAAAAUACUAAGAGAGAGAAGUUCACUGGAUCUUCGUCGGAUUGACUUCUGUGACCCGCAGGGGGGGAAAGGUCCAUGUGACAGGAAGGCAGCGCAAAUCAAGACCCAUGUUAAGCAAUACAUCAAUCAGGGCAAUUCCGUCACAACGCCUGCUGAACUUAAAAAAGCUAUUGAAUCCAACGGAGGGAUUAAAGGGGUACGUGUCACGAUGGUACCUGUUCCCAAGAUUGCUGGACGCAAGAAAAUCAAGUGGGACGGUAUAAGCAGUUUGUCCAACUUCGAGAUAACAUCUGCGGGUGUGAGGUCCUUCAAGGCUUAUGGUAUCGGCGCUGGGCAUUUUCAGUCCUGGACAUCAUUUAAAG
Paramuricea clavata is the source of this 2505-nucleotide messenger RNA. The record is from the annotation of a GenBank genome assembly. NCBI's taxonomy places the organism in Eukaryota, Metazoa, Cnidaria, Anthozoa, Malacalcyonacea, Plexauridae.